This is a messenger RNA of Acanthosepion pharaonis, 837 nucleotides long. The record is from the annotation of a GenBank genome assembly. Lineage: Eukaryota; Metazoa; Mollusca; Cephalopoda; Sepiida; Sepiidae.
AUGCAUUUCCUUCUUUUUCGCCAACCUUUUUCUUUCUUUCUUUCUUUCUUUCUUUCUUUCUUUCUUAAUACUAAAUCGUAUUAUUUCACCAUGUUUUGCAAGCAUGGAGAGGAACUUCAUGACAGAAAUAGAUAUCUCAUCAUGACAACAAAGUGUCAAGUAGUUGAACAUCUAUCUAUCUAUCUAUCUAUCUAUCUAUCUAUCUAUCUAUCUAUCUAUCUAUCUAUCUAUCUCUAUCUCUCUCUCUCUCUCUCUAUCUUAGCUAGCUAUCUAUCCUUCGUUCUGUUUCUUAUCUAUCUAUCUAUUUUCGAUACUAUCUAUCUAUCUAUCUAUCUAUCUAUCUAUCUAUCUAUCACAAUCCAUACAUUAUCUAUCUAUCUAUCUAUCUAUCUAUCUAUCUAUCUAUCUAUCUACGUGGCAAUUUUAUCUCUCCCUUCUUCUCUUCUUUCUUUUUUUCUUCUUUUUACACUUCAUCAUUUUGGCCUUUCUUCUUUCUUCUACCUUUUUUUUUUUUUACCAAUUUUUCAUCCUCAAUACUCGUCACGAAAUCUUUCACGUUUUCUUUUUAUCACUCUUCAUUUCCACCUCUUCUUCACAUUUUCUCUUAGUGUCUUUUACUCUUUCCUUUUUUUUUUAUCGAACUUUUCGAUUUUCAUUCUCAUAACUUAUAUUAUUCAUUAUCUUCCUCCUUUUCUUCUCGUUUCUUUUUUUCAAAUUUAUUUCUCUGAAUAUCCCAUAAUUUUUAUUGCGUUUCUCAAUUUUCUCAUUUUCCAACUUUUUCUUUCUCUCUAUCUGCCUCUGCGCUUUUUACCUCCCUCGACGUUGACCAUCGUUUGA